CCGGACCCCGCCUCCCCCUCUCCCCAGCGGCGCUCGGCUCGUUUAUUAUUAAAACCACCGGAAGCGCCGCCUCGUCCGCUUCUGGCACAGCAGAGCAAUCAGGCGAACUACUAGAGCUAGCUAAACCUCGGAGCCAUCCCCCCCGCGAGCGAGACACCCUCGAGGCCUCCUCCGAUCGCAGCCUCGCAAUCCCCCCCCCCCAUGGCGUCGCACAUCAUCCUGCCGCCGGAGGACGCCGACGAGAACCACCACCGGGAGGAGGAUGGGGAGGAGGAGGAGGAGCGGGAGGAGCUGGGGCACGACGGCGGGGAGCGCGCGCCCCCGGAGCAGCCGCCCAAGGCGGCGCUGCCGUUCUCGGCCACGUGCGUGCGGAUCUCGCGCGACUCGUACCCGAACCUCCGCGCCCUGCGCAACGCCUCCUCCGUCAGCCUCGCCGACGCCGCCUACGUCAAGAUCUCCGAGGGCGACUUCGGGUACGUGCUCGACGACGUGCCGCACCUCACCGACUACGUCCCCGAUAUCCCGACUUAUCCUAAUCCGUUACAAGACCAUCCAGCCUAUUCAACUGUCAAGCAGUACUUCGUCAAUGAAGAUGAUACUGUACCGCAAAAGGUGGUUGUUCAGAAGAACAGCCGGCGUGGCGUCCACUUCCGUCGUGCUGGGCCUCGUCAGAGGAUUUAUUUUGGUCCCGAUGAAGUAAAAGCCUGCAUUGUAACUUGUGGAGGCCUCUGCCCAGGGCUUAACACUGUUAUCAGAGAACUUGUGUGUGGCUUGUCACACAUGUACAACGUCAACAGCAUCUUUGGAAUACAGAAUGGAUACAAAGGGUUUUAUUCUAGCAACUACCUUCCCCUGACACCGAAGAGUGUCAACGACAUCCACAAAAGGGGUGGUACAAUUCUUGGGACAUCACGAGGUGGUCAUGAUACAAAGAAGAUUGUUGAUAACAUUCAAGAUCGUGGGAUUAAUCAGGUGUAUAUCAUUGGAGGAGAUGGAACUCAGAAGGGAGCAUACGAUAUAUUCAAGGAAAUCCGAAAACGUAGCCUGAAAGUUUCUGUGGCUGGAGUCCCCAAGACAAUUGAUAAUGACAUUGCGAUUAUCGACAAGUCCUUUGGUUUUGAUACGGCUGUGGAAGAGGCCCAGCGUGCCAUUGAUUCAGCUCAUGUCGAAGCUUGCAGUGCUGAGAAUGGAAUAGGCUUAGUAAAACUGAUGGGGCGCUAUAGUGGGUUCAUUGCGAUGUGUGCUACUCUUGCUAGUCGAGAUGUGGACUGUUGUUUGAUUCCGGAGUCUCCAUUUUAUAUGGAUGGAGAAGGUGGGCUGCUUGAAUAUAUAGAAAGGAGGCUGAAAGAGAACAAGCACAUGGUUAUCGUUGUUGCCGAGGGAGCAGGGCAGGAUCUUAUCGCAAAAAGUAUAGCCAAAUCAGAUCAACAAGAUGCAUCCGGAAAUAAGCUGCUGCUUGAUAUUGGUCUUUGGUUGACUCACAAGAUAAAGGAUUACUUCAAGACUAAAAAGAUGGAGAUGACGAUUAAAUACAUAGAUCCUACAUACAUGAUCCGUGCCAUUCCAAGCAAUGCAUCAGACAACGUGUACUGCACACUUCUGGCUCACAGCGCUAUCCAUGGUGCAAUGGCAGGGUACAGCUUCACCGUUGGAAUGGUCAACGGUAGACAUACCUAUAUACCUUUCUAUAGGGUGACAUCCACAAGGAACAAGGUUAAGAUCACCGACAGGAUGUGGGCCAGGCUGCUAUCGUCGACUAACCAGCCAAGUUUCUUAAGUCAGAAGGACAUCGAUGAAGCGAUGGAGGAUGAUAGGCUUGCCAACAGGCCACCACUGCCGAUGGGCGCCAACCAUCGUGUGGCGAGCUCCUUCGAGCAGUCCUCUUCUACUUCUUCCAACGGAGAGAUCUAAGUGAUUGCUGGCGCCCCGGGAAUGUGUACAUGAGCUGUUAAGCUUUGCCACGCUUAUAAAUUUUGCUUUUUAUGUGCAUAUGCCUUGCGUAUGAGGACGCAUGGAUACUAUCCUGAUACCCAGAGCAAUAAAAUGAACACCGGUGCGGUGAUCAGUGAACCUGUACAAGCACUAUCUUGUGCUCGCUGGGUAAUAUUCAAUGCAAUUUCAUCAGUUGAUGAUGGCUA
Molecule: messenger RNA, 2138 nt
Organism: Panicum virgatum (switchgrass)
Lineage: Eukaryota; Viridiplantae; Streptophyta; Magnoliopsida; Poales; Poaceae
Product: ATP-dependent 6-phosphofructokinase 6-like
Exons: 14
Coding region: 202-1911 (569 amino acids)
Biological process (GO): fructose 6-phosphate metabolic process; glycolytic process
Cellular component (GO): cytoplasm
Molecular function (GO): ATP binding; 6-phosphofructokinase activity
Source: RefSeq, a predicted model, not a curated record